AUGCCGAGCCAACCGCUGACCGACACAGAAAAGCAAUUGAUCGACGCCUACAACACAAUCCUCGAGAAGCCUUUUGUCGACAAGUACGAGGAUCGAUGGGAGGACGAACCAUUUGACCGCGCCAUCGACCUCUUCAAGUCCCGAGCACAGGAAAUCGGCUUUGCAGACCCCUUUGAACUCCUCUCCAAAUUCAAGAUUGAAUCCUACGAAACCGUCAGGGCUCAACAUAAGAAAGGUCCCGCUCUUUGUUUCCGUGAAGGUUGGAAGAGUCCCAUCCUCGGAACCCGCGUCGACCCCCUCGUCAUUGCCUCCAAAUGUGAACACCUGGCCGGUCCCGAGUUCACUGGACAGGAACGUAUUGUCGUGCUUGACUUUUGGGCCUCCUGGUGCGAUCCAUGUCUGCAGGCAGGACCGGAGGUGUCACAGUUGGCGGAGGAGUUUGCCGGACAGGUCGCCUUCCUAGGGAUCAACAAUGAGAGCAUGUUUCAAAAGGACACCGUCAUCCAACCACCCAACCUGGAUCGUGUCAUUGCCUUUGUGGAAGAACACCAGGACUUAUUCAGAUACACUAUCCUCAUCGACAACGCCGAAGGAUUCGCAAAAGAAGCUGUGUACAAGACAGCAGGAUACAGGGGAAUCCCCAUGGCAUGCCUCCUGGUCGACGGCAUUGUGCAAUACGUUGGAUCGCCCAUUGACACCCUGAGGCCGGCAUUGGAACGGGCACUCGAGUCCAUCUCUGCUACCAAUCCCAUCAACCACAGGAGUAACAAUAAUACCCGCUCAUCCUCUGGACGGUCUUCUCGCGAAGAAUAA
Linnemannia hyalina is the source of this 813-nucleotide messenger RNA. The record is from the annotation of a GenBank genome assembly. Lineage: Eukaryota; Fungi; Mortierellomycota; Mortierellomycetes; Mortierellales; Mortierellaceae.